This is a messenger RNA of Athene cunicularia (burrowing owl), 4740 nucleotides long. RefSeq names its product StAR related lipid transfer domain containing 4 (gene STARD4). Gene Ontology annotation, cellular component: endoplasmic reticulum; cytosol. Bases 146 to 775 code for a protein of 209 amino acids. NCBI's taxonomy places the organism in Eukaryota, Metazoa, Chordata, Aves, Strigiformes, Strigidae. The record is from RefSeq and is a predicted model, not a curated record. Gene Ontology annotation, molecular function: cholesterol binding; cholesterol transfer activity. Gene Ontology annotation, biological process: intracellular cholesterol transport; cholesterol import; cholesterol transport involved in cholesterol storage. The transcript is spliced from 5 exons.
UGUGUGUGUGCGGAGGGGGCGGCGGUGUGUGCUCUCCUGUUCAGAGUGCGUGGAUUUAAAUGAGUCGUGCUGUUGUUGACGUCCGUGACGUGGAAUCUGAUGUGUGUGUCUGUGUAAUAGAUGCCUUUACGCAGGAGGAAAGCAAAUGGAUCUCCUGCCAAGUUCAGCACCCCUGGCUGCGAAACUGCGGAACACUCUGAUUCAGUACCACAGCAUCGGAGACAGCGAAUGGCGGGUUGCGAAGAAAACUAAAGAUGCAACUGUGUGGCGUAAACCAUCAAAGGAAUUUAGUGGAUACCUCUACAAAGCUCAAGGAGUGGUGGAAGAUGUUACUAACAGAAUAGUGGAUCAUAUUCGCCCUGGACCUUACAGGCUAGACUGGGACAGCUUAAUGACUACAAUGGACAUCAUGGAAACAUUUGAAGAGAACUGCUGUGUGGUGCGCUAUACCACUGCUGGCCAGCUCUGGAACCUGAUAGCACCAAGGGAGUUUGUUGAUUUCUCUUACACUACAAGAUAUGAAGAUGGGCUUCUAACAUGUGGUAUAAGCCUAGACUAUGGAGAGGUGAGACCUAACUUUGUCCGUGGAUUCAAUCACCCUUGUGGUUGGUUCUGUGUUCCUAUUAAGGACUAUCCUAGCCACAGUCUUUUGACAGGCUAUAUUCAGACUGAACUGCGAGGGAUGCUACCACAAUCUGCAGUAGACACUGCCAUGUCUAGUACCCUGGCAAAUUUCUACUCUGAUCUCAAAAAGGCACUGAAACCAGACAAAUAGUGACAGAAACCCCCGUGUAUUUCUUGCAAUCAAAUUAUAUUGUUUAGUUAGCAUAGACCAUCUACUGAGUUAAGAGGUAACAAUGUUCCUGAAUGAUACCUGCACCUUUAUGUUGAGGGAUCCAAACAACUUUACCAAGUACUUUUUGGUGUCAUACUUAGAAUACAUUCCUAAUCCAUGGUGCAGGAUUCUGUUUCCUGCUCAGCACUCUGCAGCUAUGUGGGGAGUAGUCUGAAUCUAAAACCCCUUGGCUUCCUAGGUAGAAAACACAAGAUGUGUGUGUGGGCGUGAAGAAUGCAGCAUGAACUCAGCUCCCACCAACAGUACUGGGAGUGGAGUGCUCAGGAUUUUGCUGGUGCAGGUUGCUGUAUGGGCAGCAUACACUGAAGAUGUAAUUUUGUAAUAUAUAUAUUUUUAUAUUUACUUAAAAUUUUUGAUUUUUUUAGUUUGUACAAUUGCAUCCAUAAUUUGUUUUAAAAAAUAUGCUUUGAUAUAUUGUAGAGAUAUUACACAGCUAAGUUGUUAAAUGUUCUUAUUCAUAAGAAAGCUAUUUGCUCUUCUUAGCAAAAAUAAGUAUUCAUUAUUGGCAUUUCUUCAGUGUUGUUACUGUAAUUUAAUUAACUGUUGUAUAUAACAGUCUCAGUGCAUAGGUAAAGAAAUGCCUUUACAGCUGAUCCAAAGCUCAUUUAAGUCAUCAGGUGUCUUUCCAUAGUUUUUAGUGGGCUUUUAAUCACACAGCAAACCUCCAAUGGAUCUUCUAUGAUACUCUGCACUUCUUUAGAAGUUUUUAAAUUUGCAUGUAAUUGUGUGGGGUUUUUUGUUUUGUUUUCCUUAACUGAAAAUCUUGUAAUUAUUAAAGCAACAGAACAGACCACUAACUUGCAUCAGGUGGACACUGGUGUAGCCACAACAGCACAGACUGCCAGCAUGCUGGUACAAUGCACUGCAGUGUUCUGUGGUAAUACCCCUAUAUUGAUCUUUCCAUUAAAGACAUUAGCAUCUUAAAACAUAAGCAACUGAAGGCCAAAGCUCAAGAUGCAGAAUUGCUCACAUCUGUUGGAGGAUGGAGGGUCAAAUUUUUAAGGGUAUUUAGCCACCCAGUGAUGCUGACAGAUACACAGCAGGGGCUUUCAGAAGAUUACUGUCUGUGUUGCUAGGGACCAUUAAAACCUGACAUUAAGCUUUUAAUGUUCGUAUGUGUAAUUUGCUCAGGUGAGAUUGUAAUUAUCUCUAUGCUUUAGCAGUGCUAGUGGAGGCAUUUUAGAUGUGUAGUAGCUAGGAAAAGUACCUUGGAGCCCUAAUACUUUGAGGCCAGUUUUAUACAUACAAUCCAAAGACUGGUUAUGAACUCUUAGAAGAAAAAAAAAAAAAAAAAGAGAUGAAAAUUUUUCCCUUGCAAUAUUGCCUAUUUUGACACUGGCCACUGUAGCUGAACUCUGAGCAGCAAGGACGUUUCUUUCUCAUUGUUCAAACAGAGGUAGGAAAAACAUAACACCAAAUAUAGUGAGGGGCCUUCCAACGUGCUUCAUGUAUUACGACAUUUAGUACUGUUUAAGACAGUUAAGAACAAUGACAUCAAACAGCCUUUGAUGUUUGCAGAGGCAGAAUAUACCAACUCCCUGUUGGGUUUUGUGUAUUCUGCAGUUUCCUUUAAACUCCUUGGCUACCCUUCCCAUCUUUUCUAUCUUCUUUGUUUUCUCCACAGUACUGGAAUUUCACAAGGUGAUCUUUCACCACCAAGGACAGUAAGGAAUUGAUGUCAGCAUACACGCUUUUUCCUAAGUGCCAGGGUCCACUCCUUUCUAGUACUGGUACAGUGGCAAGUAUGGAAGCCCUAGUAAUACUGCUCUGUGGGAUGAAAGCUGAUAUGAUUAUAGAGAAAGCUGUGUGAAGUGCACCCUGUUUAUUCUUCCCAGUUAUAAAGACUACAUGUAUAGUGCAUCUGCAAAUACAUGUCUUCUGUUUUUAAAACUGCUGGGACUGACUAAUUGAGAAGUUGUGAUACAGAUGUAUGUAGAGAAAAAUAUUCCAUUGCUCUGUAAAAAGCCCCUUUGAAAUCUACACAGAGGCACUUCAGUGCUGAAGAAAUGGGUCAAAAGGAGCACAAGACACUUAGAGGAUGAUGUUUAUACAACAGUAGGCACUGCAGGAAAAAUUAAGAGGUCCUUGUUCCAAACAUCCAUUAUAAGGGCUCUGACACCUCUAGAGUAUUUAGUGUUCAGUGAAAUGGCUUUUAUGCUUUCAGUGAAGAUAGGCUGAUGAAGCAUAGAGCAGCUGAAGAAGGAUGAAUUUGUCUUUAAAUGAAAGAAACUUGCUAGUGUAUUUUAAGUAUGAUUAUAUAAUAAAAAUUUCUCCAUUUUCCUUUUUAUCAACAGAGUUGUUUUCAGUAACAGGCCUAGAAAUGGAAAGAGUUUGUGAACAUGACUAAAGUUCCUGAAAGCCAAGUAGACCUUCUCUUUUGCAUUACAGUAAUUUAUUCCUGUAACGCUGAUAAAGCUGGCUUUGUGUGUUUUAACAGACAUAGUCUAUUGCUUCUGCCAAUGAUUCUGAACAUUUGAGUGAAUAACAGAGCAGAGACUAUGCAAGACAAAGAAUGGAGGCAGGUGUGGGGUUUUUAAAAAUCCAUCAAAGAGCAUAGUAUAAUUUUCCAGUUUUCAGACAAGGAGAAACCACAGAAGGUGCUAACAAAUUUUAAAGAUUUCUUCUGGGGAAUGUCACACUUCUAAAAAUUUUUCUGGUUUAGGAGUGCAGUGUAUACUGAUCAUGCUGCUGAAGCAAUGCAUAGCUGCUACCACUACAGUCAUUAUUCCAAACAGUUCAGUUAUAGAGUAAUACAGAGCUAGAAGGAAGAUACCCAGUUUCAUAGUGUGUUUUAUUUAUUUGAAACGAAAACUUACUUUCUUUUUAUAUAGCUAAGGAUUGAGAGGAGUGUUAGAUCUUGAAUCAAAGCUGUUCUUUAACCAGAAUACAUUCAGAAUCAAGACCAUAAAAUCAAGUACUUGUCCAAUCAGAACCUCUUUUCUCACCAUGGCAUUGUUUGCUUCUAAGUUAGUGGACAAUCUUGAUGGAGCCAAGACAGUAAAAACAGGAAAGCAGUUGAAAGUACAGAAUGCCGGAGCCCAUGUUUUGCUUAUUAGGAUGUAGUGGGAGGCAAAGUAAGUUACCUAGUAUAGAUUUCUGUCAUUAUCACAGCAGAAUUUCUGCAAGUUUGUGAGAUUUGCCAGUGUUUUUCAGUUAAAAUGUAAUAUAGUUAUUCAAAGCAACAUCUGAACAGGGUGCCCAAGAAUAGCACAGGCCAGUUUUUGCUAGGGAAAUGUAUAUAGACACAUCAAAAUUGUGUUGCUAUGACUAGUAUUUUUUUAAAAAACCUUACUUUUCCAGAGGUCUAGGCAAUAUGACAGUCUAAUCUUUGGCACUUUAGGUGCUCUGUGUGUGUAUGGAUAGGUGGCUAAGAUAAGAAAAUUUUCAUGUUUGUCUUCUGUUCCUCAUCUGAAACCUCCAGCAUUAAACCUUGCCUGUAGUUGUGCUCCUUAUUUUACAUAUGAAGAAGACAGAGAUUGGACUAAACUCAAUUUGGAGGCAGUCCAAGUUACUCUACCACAGCCUGCUAGGAGGUGGAUGAGUACUUCAGAUAGAUACUGUGGGAACAGCACAAGCCCUGAUCUCAAAAUUGAUGAAUUUAUAAAUGUGAAAUAUGAUGAAUUUAUAAAACAUGAAAAGUGUAUAAUUCCUCCAGUAGUCAUAAAUAACCAGAACUGUUUUGAUGGUUAUUGGUUUUGAUUGAUGCUGAGCUGGUGAUUCAACGUAGAAGGUUCACUGCUGUAAAUGUAGCCAUAAUUCUAGUGUAAUCAGUUGAGUUGUGCCUAUGUUCAGAAAGUCAGUCAGUGGUUUUAACUGUCGAUGUUCAGCACUUAAGAGAUUGUAUUUAUAUUUUUAAAGUAAUUGCAGAAUAAAGAUUUCAACAG